Melampsora larici-populina 98AG31 is the source of this 2064-nucleotide messenger RNA. RefSeq lists its product as uncharacterized. Gene Ontology annotation, molecular function: 3-dehydroquinate synthase activity. Gene Ontology annotation, biological process: antibiotic biosynthetic process. The record is from RefSeq and is a predicted model, not a curated record. The coding region runs from base 353 to 1780 and encodes 475 amino acids. NCBI's taxonomy places the organism in Eukaryota, Fungi, Basidiomycota, Pucciniomycetes, Pucciniales, Melampsoraceae. The transcript is spliced from 10 exons.
AAAGUACGUCAUCAAUCGAUGAGGUUACCAACUUCUUCUGAAUUGGUUUUCCUGUCUGAUGAUGAACUUUAAGAUUUCUUUGGUAUAAAAGCUGUGAUACCUUUUGAUGUUCAUCUAGCUUGAGAUCAGAUAUCCUUAAGAGUCUCUUUCUUUAGCCGUCUGUCUAUCAUCCUAAGUAAAUAUUACUUCAUAAAGCUAGAUUUGAAUUUCAGUCAAGAAACUUAUUCCUAGCCUACCUUCUUGACCAUUCUCUAUUUAGUGAAAGCUAUUUACUUACCUUUUGAUACCUUACAUCAUUCCCUUUGGUGUUUUACUUCAUUUAUAAUCUCACUUACUCCUGUCAUUCGGCAUAAUGACUAUCGCUACUUCUAUUCCACCUGUCUUGACUAAUCCCCUUAAGGUCAUUGAUAAGAAAGCUUCGAUGUUACUCAAUGGAUCUGACUUGAAAGCUACUGUUAAAGUUACGGAUUCUGGUUUUGCAGUCACUGGUUCUGAAAAAUUGGCCUAUUCAUUUGUCAAGAUAGAUGACAUCUUUUCGAUCUCUCAUAAUGAUUUAAAAUCUGUUUACGAGAAUUGGGGUCGUUGUUUAUUAGUCACUGAUAAGAUUGUAUGGCAGUAUUAUAAAGAGCGUGUUGAGAAAUAUUUUAAUCAUCAUGGUAUAUCAUUAACUGUCAAGAUCAUGCCACCUGGCGAAUUACACAAGACCAUGGAUACGAUGCUCUCCCUUGUCGACGCUUUCCAAGACUUUGGUUUAGUAAGAAAGGAGCCUGUGCUUGUAUUGGGUGGUGGUUUAGUCACCGAUGUAUGCGGAUACGCCUGUGCUUCGUACCGCAGAAGUUCAAACUUCAUCCGCAUACCCACUACCUUGAUAGGUCUUAUCGACGCUUCGGUAUCUAUCAAGGUGGCUGUCAAUCAUGGAAAAGCCAAGAAUAGAUUGGGUGCUUAUCACGCCCCGUUGAUCACCUAUUUGGAUUUCACGUCGUUGAAGACUCUUCCCACGGAUCAAGUGCGAAACGGCUUUGCAGAGCUCAUGAAGAUCUCCUCGGUUGGUGAUAUCAGGAUUUGGAGCUUGUUGGUGAAGUACGGUGUCGAGUUGAUCGAAACCAAAUUCGGAAGAUCUGAGAUUGCAAGUGAAAACUCGGGUCAAAUCAAAGAAAUUGCAGAUGAGGUCUGCGACAGAGGUAUCAAACUGAUGCUUGAUCUCGAGACGCCCAAUCUACACGAGAUUGGUCUUGAUCGGGUCAUUGCGUUCGGUCACACGUGGUCACCAACGUUAGAGCUCAAACCUAAGCUACCAUUAAGACAUGGACAUGCCAUUGCCAUAGAUAUGGCAUACUCUGCUACUCUAGCUUGGAGCAGAGGUUAUAUAACUGAAGCUGAUAGGGAUGAAGUCCUCGACUUAUUCCAUGGUGUCGGUCUCUCUGUUGACCAUGAAUUGUUUGAUGAUGAUUUGAUUGAGCAAGGGACGGCAGCCAUCUUAAAAACUCGAGAUGGUAAACAACGGUUUGCGGUGCCCAAGCCGCUCGGAAGCUGUGUUUUCAUCAACGAUGCUUCCCUAGACGAGUUGAAGUCUGUACUCAAGACACACAAGCAGAUUGUCAGUGAAAAGUAUGGCUCUGGAGUCGGUAUUGGAGCUUACGUCGAUGCAGGAGAUCUUGGUGAAGAUCCAGAUGCCUAUGCCAAUGGAGUUCGAUCGAAUGGUGCUCUGGCUUCCGAUCAAUCCACCACACCCUCGGCCGAAGUGGCUUCAAAGAAAACAUCAACAAAUGGACAUAUCUGAACUUCUGCAAAGCUUCGACAAAAGAACAAAACAUUAAGCCGGGCCUCUAUAAUCAGUCUAUUUAAAUCUGAAUGUCUCCAAUGUCCCUCAAAGUCGAUAUAACCGUUACCUUCUUCUACUUCCCCUGUAUUUUUUUCUAGAGAUAUGUGUUACUCUAUGGAGUCUAUCAUACUAAGAUAUGUACUCCUCUUGUCUGAUAUCACCUCAAGUAGCUCUGGUGAAAUCAACCACGAUUUCCUUCUAUGUAACCCUAUGAAAGUCAUCGUCUAGCGUCAUACCAUGCG